GUCAAUGAUGCCCCGAUUGCUCUCCCUUUUGAUGUGGUGAAUCAAGCGGCUGCGGAGAAUCGUUUCAUCCUGAUGGGCCGUCCGGUGAUGCCAAGGAGACAGAACAUGCGCUCGAUUGUAGCGGCGAUGCCUCGUUUGUGGGGCCAAGCCGGGUUGGUUCACGGAAGAAUUGUGGAAGGCAGACGAGUUCAGUUUGUCUUUCCUUCUGAGGAAUCCAUGGAAAUGGUUCUCCGCAAAGGACCAUGGGCUUUUGCUGAGCGAAUGAUGGUGAUACAGAGAUGGACUCCUCAUGGAUCUCUCGAUGCUGAUUGUCAGGAACUCACCAAGCUCUUAAAUGGAUCGACUCUCAACUUUGGUAUUCACAAUUGGCUGCGAGAAAUAAGAUAUUGGCAGAGCAAAUUCGAAGGAAUCCAGUUCCAAUGGGUGGAGAGAACACAUAACAAGGCUGCAGACCAACUUUCAAAGUUUAAAAUGCCUCGGAACAUUUCUUUUGUCUAUCAUCAUUAUGUUCCCCAUGUAUUAACAAACAUCCUCCAUGAGGAUUUCUGUAACAGUUCACUAUCAUAAGCUUAAUAUAUAAGAUGUUAAAAG
Messenger RNA from Arabidopsis arenosa, 591 nucleotides. The record is from the annotation of a GenBank genome assembly. Lineage: Eukaryota; Viridiplantae; Streptophyta; Magnoliopsida; Brassicales; Brassicaceae.